Molecule: messenger RNA, 402 nt
Organism: Vairimorpha ceranae
Lineage: Eukaryota; Fungi; Microsporidia; Nosematidae
Exons: 1
Coding region: 1-402 (133 amino acids)
Source: RefSeq, a predicted model, not a curated record
AUGACCAGUGCGAAGAAGACGGAUAAAAAUAAAAAAAGAAAAUCUAAGAAGCAUAGUAGAAUACCUAAGAAAUUUUUAGGAAAUAUUAAAAGUUUCGAAGAAUUUGCUCUUUAUUACAAGAACAGGAAUGUUGCGCAAAAAAGCCUUAAAGCUAAGAAAAGCAAUAGUUCUAUAAAGAAAGAUGUAGAUGGAAGGAUAUACAAGACUAUUAACCCCAGUUCUAUCUGUAUUGAACAAAAAAGUUCUCUUAAUAUAUUGUCAGAACAAGCUUAUUUAGACUUCUAUCUCAACAAUGCUAAUGACUGUCCUAUUGAACGUGCUUGUCCUUAUAAGAAACUUGAUGAAGAAGAAGUGUGUAAUGUAUGUUUCAGUAUAACGUAUUGUCGUUGCAACUUAAAUUAA